CAAGGAUGCUGGUGCUGGACCCUCUCUCUCGCGCGCGCGCUCUCUCAUCACACACGCACACGCACACACAGAUGCUGGAGUCGGAGCAGCGCCCGCAGUGAGCCGUGCUGGAGUCCUGGAGCCGCUCUCUCUCUUGCUGCCGCUGUCUGGAUGUCCAUGAAAGCCAGAGGAUCCAAAUACCAGAAAAGAGUGUCGUUUUCCGAGGACGAAGAUGAGCAGUGCUGGAAAGAGGAGAACGGCGGUGUGGACGCACAUCACCUGAAAUCCGUCAAGACCGUCAGAGAGUCCUCAGGAUAUUACCGCUACAACAUGAAAUCCUCUGAAAGUUUCCCCCAUCGCAGGAUGACCCUCCCAAGAGAAAAGGGUCGCCGGCAAGCCAUCCGUGGACCAGCGUUCAUGUUCAACGCCCGCGGCACCAGCCUCACCCCAGAGGAAGAGCGCUUUCUGGAUGCAGCCGAAUAUGGCAACAUCCCUGUGGUCCGCAAGAUGCUGGAAGAAUCUCUCACUCUCAACGUGAACUGUAUGGAUUAUAUGGGCCAGAACGGACUGCAGCUGGCCGUCGGAAACGAGCACCUGGAGGUCACUGAGCUGCUCCUGCGGCGGGACAACCUGGCCCGAGUCGGGGACGCCCUCCUGCUGGCCAUUUCCAAAGGUUACGUGCGUAUCGUGGAGGCCCUGCUGGGGCAUCCGUCUUUUGGGAACGGCGAACGAUUGACCCGCAGCCCCUGUGAGCUGCAGGAUGAUGAUUUCUACUCGUACGACGAGGACGGGACGCGGUUUUCUCCUGAUAUCACGCCUAUUAUUUUGGCUGCACAUUGUCAGAAAUACGAGGUGGUGCACAUGCUGCUGUUGAAGGGCGCCAGGAUUGAGCGCCCGCACGAUUAUUUCUGUAAGUGCGCGGACUGCACGGAGAAGCAGAGGAAAGAUUCGUUUAGCCACUCGCGCUCUAGGAUUAAUGCGUACCGUGGACUCGCCAGCCCGGCGUAUUUGUCUUUAUCCAGCGAAGACCCUGUGUUGACCGCACUGGAGUUGAGCAAUGAGCUUGCCAAACUGGCUAACAUCGAAAAGGAGUUUAAGAACGACUACCGGAAGCUGUCUAUGCAGUGUAAAGACUUCGUGGUUGGUGUUUUGGACCUGUGCAGAGACACAGAAGAGGUGGAGGCCAUCCUGAAUGGGGAUGUUUCUGCUGAACUGGAGGAGGGCCAGCAUCACCGCUCGCUGCUCAGCCGAGUCAAACUGGCCAUUAAAUAUGAGGUUAAGAAGGAAUUGCUCAAAAUGAUAUGUGUGAUGUGUGCAGGAAUGAUGUGGUCAGAGUGUAAAGAGCUGUGGACAGAGGGCCCGAGGGAAUACAUCAUGCAGUUGUGGAACGUUCUGGAUUUCGGGAUGCUCUCCAUCUUCAUCGCCGCUUUCACUGCUCGCUUCUUUGCCUUCAUGCAGGCCAUGAAAGCGCAGAAAUAUGUGGACGAGAAGAUCCACGCUCCAGAUCUGUCCAUGGUCACUCUGCCGCCGGACGUCAGAUAUUUCACAUACGCAAGAGACAAAUGGCUCCCGUCGGAUCCUCAGCUGAUCUCAGAAGGUCUGUACGCCAUCGCAGUGGUCCUGAGCUUCUCCCGAAUUGCCUACAUCCUCCCAGCCAACGAGAGCUUCGGACCGCUGCAGAUCUCACUGGGACGCACAGUGAAGGACAUCUUCAAGUUCAUGGUGCUCUUCAUCAUGGUGUUCCUGGCCUUCAUGAUCGGCAUGUUCAUCCUCUACUCAUACUACCUUGGGGCAAAGGUUAACCCCGCCUUCACCACGGUUGAGGAGAGUUUCAAGACUCUCUUUUGGUCUAUAUUUGGACUGUCCGAAGUGUCGUCUGUGGUUUUGAAAUAUGAUCAUAAGUUUAUCGAGAAUAUUGGCUACGUGCUGUACGGGAUCUACAAUGUUACCAUGGUGGUGGUUCUGCUCAACAUGCUCAUUGCCAUGAUAAACAGCUCAUACCAGGAAAUAGAGGAUGAUGCUGACGUGGAGUGGAAGUUUGCCCGGUCUAAACUCUGGCUGUCAUAUUUUGAUAAUGGCAAGACUCUGCCGCCUCCAUUCAGCAUCGUGCCCAGUCCAAAGUCCUUCUAUUUGUGCGUCAAGAGACUAGUGAACCUGCUGCGGUGUCGCCGGCGUCGCCUCAAAAAAGACGUGGAGCUGGGAAUGGACAACUCCAAGUCCAAACUGAAUCUCUUCACUCAGUCCAGCAUGAGGAUGACAGACUCUCACAGCUUCAACAGCAUCUUAAAUCAGCCCACCCGCUAUCAGCAAAUAAUGAAACGUCUCAUCAAGCGCUACGUUCUGAAAGCACAAGUGGACAAGGAGAACGAUGAAGUCAAUGAAGGUGAGCUGAAGGAGAUAAAGCAGGAUAUCUCCAGUCUGCGGUAUGAGCUGCUGGAGGAGAAAUCUCAGGCCACUGAAGAGCUUUCUCUCCUCAUCCAAAAACUCAGCGACAAACUCAACCCACGAGUCGUCCAUGAGCAUCAGCACUGA
This is a messenger RNA of Danio rerio (zebrafish), 2511 nucleotides long. RefSeq names its product transient receptor potential cation channel, subfamily C, member 3 (gene trpc3). Gene Ontology annotation, biological process: calcium ion transmembrane transport. Gene Ontology annotation, molecular function: calcium channel activity; monoatomic cation channel activity. The record is from RefSeq and is marked validated. NCBI's taxonomy places the organism in Eukaryota, Metazoa, Chordata, Actinopteri, Cypriniformes, Danionidae. Gene Ontology annotation, cellular component: plasma membrane; membrane.